AUGAUUCCCGAUAACCGUUGCAUUCUGAUGCACAAAAACCAGUCCCGACGAGGUCUACUCGCGGCUUGCGCCGGUUCCCUUACCAAAUUCAAGGACAGCAUGGAGAAACAAGCGCAUGCGAUGGCUAUCAGGCUGGGGAAGUAUCAGCGUGACUGUUUGAAAUGGGAAUAUAAACUAGCCAAAGCGGUUGGCUUUUUUCAUGAAGAUAAGGUGGAUAGAGCCUACAGAGGCUUCCUGGUAGCGCUCACGGAACAGCCCGUCUGGCUUCUCGAUGAUACCGCCAAUGGUGCUGCCAUUGGUGCAGCUGAGCCUUGCUGGACCGAAGAGCUGAUCGGCUUUGCCUUCCCGUGGAAGCCGAAGAAACUGAAGCUCGUUUUACAGAAUCUUCAAACCGUUAUUGCCAACCUUGACGAGGAGGAUGGACAUGCUGCUGGCACAAUAAAAAUACAGGGUGUAAAAAGUAUAAAAACAUACAACAGAAGGGAUUCGCUGGUGGUCACCCACCCAACUACUAACCUCCCGGCGUGUGGCUUAAGUACGGCUGAGCGGACGGGAAGCCCUGUUCUCCACACCCUGUGGUCGAAUAAAUGUACGCUCAUUUUGGAUGGAAAGCUCUAUCCGCCGCAACACACUUUUCAAUACGUAACGGUUCGUGCGCCGGCCAUUGAUCUUCAUAUCAUGGUAGCUGAGCCAGGCCUGGAGCAUAGUUUCGAGGUUUUUCGACAGAGUUUGAGGCGCAGGUAG
Aspergillus ibericus CBS 121593 is the source of this 744-nucleotide messenger RNA. NCBI's taxonomy places the organism in Eukaryota, Fungi, Ascomycota, Eurotiomycetes, Eurotiales, Aspergillaceae. The record is from RefSeq and is a predicted model, not a curated record.